Molecule: messenger RNA, 6072 nt
Organism: Motacilla alba alba
Lineage: Eukaryota; Metazoa; Chordata; Aves; Passeriformes; Motacillidae
Gene: CP
Product: ceruloplasmin
Biological process (GO): iron ion transport
Cellular component (GO): plasma membrane
Molecular function (GO): copper ion binding; oxidoreductase activity
Source: RefSeq, a predicted model, not a curated record
GAGCAGGGAGGGGGAGGUAAGGAUGUGGGGAGUAGGAAAGAUAGGAACAUAUAAAAGGAAAUUGCAUGUGCCCAUCCUGUGUUUUUAUUUCGUGUUUUCCACAAGGUCCAUGAAUGCAAAAUGAAGCUAUUUCUCCUAAUCUGCUUGCUGGUUUCCUGCUGUUGCCACGCCGGGGCAGUGAACAGGGAGUACUACAUUGGCAUUACAGAGGGUGUCUGGAACUAUGCACCGGGCAGUGCCAGUGCCAUCUCUGGGCAGCCUUUUGCAGAAGAUGAGCAGGCUGAAGUCUUUCAAAGAGGACCACACAGGAUAGGAAACACUUACAAGAAGGCUAUCUACGUUCAGUAUACUAAUCAUUUAUAUGAUGUGAUAGUUGAAAAACCAUCCUGGCUGGGUUUUUUAGGUCCUAUAAUUAAGGGAGAAGUUGGAGAUUCCAUUACUAUUCACUUGAAAAACUUUGCUUCCAGAAACUACACGCUGCAUCCACAUGGUGUAAGAUACACCAAAGAAAAUGAAGGCGCUUUUUAUCCUGACAACACCAAAGAUUUGCAAAAGCAAGAUGAUGCUGUGGAGCCUGGAGGCCAGUACACUUACACAUGGGAUGUGACAGAAGAUCAAGGUCCAGCUAAAGCAGAUGCAGACUGCAUAACCAGGGCUUACCAUUCCCACAUAGAUGCUCCAAGAGAUGUUGCCUCAGGGCUUGUUGGACCUUUAAUAAUUUGCAGGAAAGAUACAAUGUCUAGGGACACUGAUCAACACUUUGAUGCUGAAUUUAUCCUUAUGUUUUCUGUGGUGGAUGAAAAUCUCAGUUGGUAUCUAGAGGACAAUAUCAGAACAUACUGUUUUGAGCCUUCCAAAGUGGACAAAGAUGAUGAGGACUUCCAGGAAAGCAAUAAAAUGCACUCAAUCAAUGGAUACAUGUAUGGAUACCUCCCAAACCUCACAAUGUGUGUGGAAGAUAAGAUAAAAUGGCAUCUUUUUGGCAUGGGUAAUGAAGCUGAUAUCCAUUCAGCCUACUUCCAUGGGCAGACUUUAAUAGAAAGGCAUCAUCGAGUUGACACCAUCAGCCUCUUCCCAGCCACAUUCGUUGAUGCUGUCAUGGUACCAAGGAGCCCUGGGGAAUGGCUGCUCAGCUGCCAAGUGAAUGACCACAUUGAAGGUGGUAUGCAGGCCCUUUUUAAAGUAGAAGAUUGUAAGAAAUCCACACCAGGUCACAGUGAGAGUACAAAGAUAAGACAGUACUUCCUUGCUGCUGAAGAGAUCAUCUGGAAUUAUGGCCCAUCGGCAGUGAACCAUUUUACAGGACAAGAAUUAAUUGUUGACAGUGAAUCUCACAUCUUUUUUGAACAAAGUGAGACAAGAAUUGGUGGCUCCUACAAAAAAGCAGUUUACAAAGAAUACACAGAUGGUUCUUUCACUGAACAUAAAAAAAGGCUUGCAGAGGAAGCACACCUUGGACUCCUAGGACCUGUGAUCAGGGCUGAAGUGGGUGAGCGCAUCAGGGUGACCUUCCGCAACAACGCCAGCCGCCCGUUCAGCAUCCAGGCGCACGGCGUGAGCGCCCGCAGGAGCGCGGCCGGGGCGCGCUUCGGCACCGCCGCCGCGGGUACCGAAUCUCCGGCCUCUCGUGUGAGCCCCGGCACCACUUUUACAUACGAAUGGGAUGUGCCAGAAGAUGUGGGUCCCACAGAGCAAGACCCAGACUGUUUAACCUGGCUUUAUUACUCAGCUGUGGAUGCAGUCAGAGACACCAGUUCUGGCCUUGUGGGUCCUCUCCUAGUGUGCAGGAAAGGAGCUCUGCUUUCUUCCGGGAAACAGAAAAAUGUGAACAUGGAGUUUUUUCUACUUGCCACAGUAUUUGAUGAGAAUCUGAGCUGGUAUUUGGAUGAUAAUAUUUUUAUGUUUAUACCGAGUCCUGAUAAAAUUGACAAAGAUGAUGAAGAUUUCCAAGAGUCUAACAAAAUGCACUCCAUUAAUGGUUAUAUGUAUGGAAAUCAGCCUGGUCUUGAGAUGUGUAAAGAAAGCAUUGUUUCCUGGCAUUUGAUGGGCUUGGGUUCAGAAGUUGAUGUCCAUGGGAUAUACUUCUGAAAUACAUUUGUAACUAAAGGAACAAGAAGGGAUACAGCAAAUCUGUUUCCACAUACAGUUCUUACAGCUAUUAUGAAGCCUGAUUCUGAAGGAGUUUUUGAAGUGUCCUGCCUGACAGCAGACCACUACACUGGGGGCAUGAAACAGAACUAUAGAGUGAAAAAAUGCCACCGGUGGAAUGUAGAUUUAUCUAUGUAUUUGCAUGAAAAGAUUUACUACAUUGCUGCAGUGGAGGUUGAAUGGGACUAUUCUCCUAACAGGACAUGGGAAUUCGAGCGGCAUCAAUACCAUGAGGAAAGCCCUGGCAAUCCGUUUUUAAAUAAAGAUGACAAAGUCAUUGGCUCAAAGUACAAAAAGGUAGUAUAUCGCGAGUACACUGAUCAGACAUUCAGUACUCCCAAAAACAGAGCAAAGGAGCAGCAGCACCUGGAAAUUCAAGGGCCGCUGCUUGUGUCAAGUACUGGAGAUAAAAUUAUAAUAAUUUUUAAAAACUUAGCAUCAACUUAUUCUAUCCAUGCCCAUGGAGUGAAAACAGACAGUUCUGUUGUUGCUGUAACUAACCCAGGUGAUACAAAAACGUAUGUUUGGAAAAUCCCAGAGAGAUCUAGUCCUGGGAGAGGAGAUUCACAUUGUAUUCCAUGGGCAUACCAUUCAACAGUGGACAUUGUUAAGGACACUUACAGCGGAUUAAUAGGCACACUCAUUGUGUGUCACAGACAUUACCUGCCAUCAUUUCAUACUAAAAAUAAAGUUCAGUUUGCUCUUCUCUUUAUGGUUUUUGAUGAAAAUGAGUCAUGGUACUUGGAUGAAAACAUUAAAACGUAUUCUACCAACCCACACCUUGUUGACAAAGAGGAUGAGGGAUUCCUUGAAAGUAAUAAAAUGCAUGCCAUUAAUGGAAAGGUGUUUGGAAAUUUGCAUGGCCUGACUAUGCAUGUUGGAGAUAAUGUCAGCUGGUAUCUGAUGGGAAUGGGCAAUGAGAUAGACAUUCACACAGUGCACUUCCAUGGCCACAGCUUUGACUACAAGCAAACAGGGGUUUACCGGGCAGAUGUCUUUGAUCUGUUCCCUGGGACAACUCAAACUGUGGAAAUGACCCCACAGAACCCUGGAACCUGGCUGUUACACUGUCACGUUACUGACCACAUCCACGCAGGCAUGGAAACGACCUACACUGUUCUCCCGAAGGAAGAUAAACGGUCUCUGUUCCCAAGAUUAUUCAAUCAGCUCAAGUGUAAAGGCAUGCCAGGCAUUCAAGAAUGAUGAAAGCAUUUUAACACAGUGAUCCUCCAAGGUCUACCUUAAUUUCUUGGAAAAUAUUCUUCUGGACCACUCAUCUCUACACAGUUUGGAAGAUUUCGCACAGUGGCCAUGGCUAAGAAAAGAACCACAGACUAAGAUAGCUGAGCGGAUGUAACAGCUUAUAAAUACAUGUUUCUGUAAAUGAAAAUAGUAUCUUGCAAGUGAAACAUAUUCUAGGUGAUGGCUAAUGCAAGUUAUUUAGCAGCUGAGGAACAUGGAAGAGCUAAUGAAAUGUGUGUUUUUUUAAAGUUUGCAGAUAACCCUGAGUAACAGCAAAAUUUGGGUAUCAGUCAUUAUACUGUCACAUUUUAUUAGUAUGUAUGUAGUAAAUGUUUAGAAAACAGGAAUUUGGUUAUCACUUUAUCCAUAGGUUCACUCUGAAAAGAUAUAUAGUAUUGUAUAAUUGAGCAGUUAACAAAAUAGUUAUAUUAUUUCUGUUGAAUUACUUCACAAUUUUUAUUCUAGUAGUACCUCUCAAGAAUGUGCAUUUAAAAGAUUUGGUUUUCUGUUAUGAAAAUAAUUCCAAGGCAAAAUUAGGCUGAAAUAAGCCUGAUGAAAUGCAGACAGUGAAGGCCAAAAUUUGGUAACUAUGGUACUGAAAAGCUUAGCUCUGACGACUCCAGCAGUGGAAUCAUUUUGCUGCUGCAGCUCUUGGCAAAGGAAAAAGUGUUUCCUGACAGGUGGAAGCAGCAGUGUUAGAACUGAUGCUACUCAAAAUGAAAACAGUAAGAGCGAUAUGGUUGCAUUUCAAUAACACAACUCAUCAUGUUAGAUUCAUGCCAAAUGAGAAGGAAAGAUGUAUGGAACAGGCAAGCAAAGCAAGAUAUCUAGGCUUUAUGCCUGCAAGAAUGAAAUUGCUUCUCUUUAACAAGCCUAAAUUGCUUUCGUCUUUUUUAAAGGUUACACUGAAACUAGCAUAAUACCUAUCAGUAAAUUAGAUAAUUCAUUUUACCUGUAGCAGGAAUGCUAUGUGAGUAAGUUAAAAUACUUUUAUCUUUUUUUUUGUUAAUGUAUUUUAGCUGAAAUAUAGAUGGUGUCUUCUGACUGACUUCAACAGGUUUAAAUGACAUUGCAACUCCACUGAAAACAUUUUUAUAGAGUCACAGUCACCUAAUUAGCCUUUAGAUGGUUUAGAUGGUUAUGGGAUCAUGGGAGUCGCUGUAUUUUUGGUAAUUGUCAAAAACCCCAAACUACAUUCAUAAGGAUGUUAUAAACAUUGUGACAGCUUAUUAUGACUGGAUUCCAGCUCUGAAGGAAGCAGAAGGAGCUCUGAAGGAGCAGAAAGAUGCUUUCUGCUCACAAGACAGACAAACAUCAGUACACACAUGCACAAGUACCUGAGAUGCUUACCAAAAACCCUAGAAGAAAUUCAAGGAAAUGUCUGUGUUGCAGUAUGAAGUCAGUUGGAAUUCCCACUUGGAGGAGUAAGGUAAAAUAACUUUUACUCAUAGAGUCAACACAUGCCUGAGCCUGAAUUCCUCCCUAGGUCAGUGAUCCAAUUAACAAAGAUUUAAAACUGACUUUCUACUUCACUUUCAGUGAACACUGUAUGUUCAGUUUGUACUGCAGAGUCUGUAUUUCCUAGCUGCUUUGGCACCAGAAUUAGCUUCAAAACAGAUGCUUUGCCUCAGGAAACAGCUGUCCUUCAAUAGUUGACACAAGAUGUAUGUGAAGGGAGGCCCUCAGUACCUUAUAAGGAGCUUCUACUGCUUGUUUAAUUUGUUUUUUAUUACAGCACACUGUAGCUGAGCGGGCAGCAGGUCCACAGGUCAUUGUUUUAGGUCAGCAGCUUCCUCUGGCUGCAGUGAAGAAGAAGUGGCAGAAAAAAUGCUGCAGUUCCAUCUCCUGGUAGAAGACUGAGGAAAUCCCUUAGCUCCAGUUCCAUUGCAACAAUUGAUAAAGUUUCUGCUCAGAGCAGAGGAGAAAAUAUUGUUUAGGUGUUUUGAGUUUAGAACAAAAUAAAAAACCCAAAGCAUUAACAAUGUUAAUUGAUUGAAGUCAUCAAAUUAUUUAAAUAUUGCAACUGGAAUGACAUUUGAGACAUAGCCAUUUGUGUGCAAAUACAACUAUGGGAAAUCUAAAAAGGAAACUGAAAUUAUGACUUCUAUGAAAAACAAGCCUCUAUCUUGACACAUCGGGUCUACAUAUGGCACUAACACUAAUGAAGUCUGAUCUAGUAUUUCAUGUUUUGUAUGAAAUGCAAAGCAAGCCCUAGAAAUCUUAUUACUACCCUCACUCAACACUAUCUGUAAAAUUGGAUGCUCUGCAAGAAGCUUCUCAGACCAAGCUGUGUAAUGUUAUGUUCUUGUGCAAUUACAACACAGUUACUACAUGAAAAUAAAUCCAAAGUAAAACUGCUGGCACCAGAAACUAGGGACUUUACAAGAACUGUGCUGCACAAUGCAACCUCACAAUGCUGUUUUUCUCAGGCAUUCCAAUGGCAUACUUUGAACAAUAUAUGUACUUUAUUUAAUAUUCCUAAUUUGUCAAAACAAUCACACUGGCCCCUCAGCUAUACACAGUAUUAUUUAUUUCUUACGAACGUGUAAUGAUUGGACUACAGAACUCCUAGUGUGGAUUUCUCUACUUUUAGUAUUAACAUACUGUUUCUUUAGUCUAUGACCUAAUCAUCACUACACACUUAAGCUUCUCCUGUGUUAUCACUAACAGCCUAUUACCUAA